AUGGUUGGCUGGCGACCGUGGUGGCCGAAGCCGCGUCCGAAGCCGCACGACACGGCGGGGGACCUUAAUCCGGUGCUGCUUAUACCGGGGAUUGGAGGCUCUAUUCUUAACGCGGUUAGCGAAGACGGGAAGAAGAAGGAACGAAUAUGGGUCCGGCUCUAUAACGCGGAUCAGGAGUUCCGCACGAAGCUAUGGUCUAAAUAUAACCCUAACACAGGCAAGUCGGAGUCGCUGGACGACAAGUCGCACAUCGAGGUGCCGGACGACAACCACGGGCUCUACAGCUGCGACAUCCUCGACCCCGACGUUUCCGCGUGCUACCUCUCGCACCCACGCUGUUUCACAUCUGUAACAUCCCUUCACCUCCACCCCAUCUCGCCGCCGUUUGCUUCCGUUUCGUCGGCGCUUCGUCUUCGUUCGCCGUGGUCCACGUGGCAGUCGGUACCGCUGGACGUGGUGUGCUACUACCACCACACCAUCGUCGAGAUGCGCAAGUGGGGCUUUAAGGACGGCGAGACCCUCUUCGCUACAUAUUUUCUUAUUCUAACCGUAUACCGCUCUCUCGGUUGCCACCUGGCGCGUCCACGUGGCAGGCUGCCGGAGACGCUGGACCGGCUGCGCGCGCGGCUGGAGGCGAUAGUGGCGGCAAGCGGGCGGCGCGUGGACGUGGUGACGCACAGCAUGGGCGGGCUGCUCUUCAAGUCGUUCGUCGCGCUUCACCCCGCCGACGCCAAGCGCCUCGUGCGCAAGUGGGUCUCCAUCGCCGCGCCCUUCCGAGGCGCGCCGGGGUUCAUAAUGGACACGCUGCUGACGGGGGUGGAGUUCCUCAAGGGCUGGCAGAAGUCACUCUUCAUCUCCAAGUGGACCAUGCACCAACUCAUCGAGGUGAACGGGCGCACGGUGCCGCUGCCGUUCAACCGGGACAUUGUGAGGUGGGCGGACGAGACAAGGCGCAUCUGGGCCGGGGCGCGCCUCCCGCCGUCCAUUGACUUCUACACCGUCUAUGGCACCGGCCUCGACACGCCCUUCCACUCCCAGUACGCCCCUCGCUCUCCCUCGCCAUCCUUUUCUCCUUCCUGCCCUUCCCUGUAUGGGUCGCCCAAGGACCCGCUCAACGACCUGCCCGACAUCCUCCACUCCGAUGCCACCUUUGACUGCGUGCACGGCGACGGCACCGUUCCCAUCGAGUCCGCCCUCGUAAGCCACACUGCCCUCUGCUCCCACUCCCUCCCUCCCUGCCUCGCCUCCUCGUGUGUCUGCCGCACUCUCUCCCCUCCCUCCCUGCCUCGCCUCCUCUCGUGUGUCUGCCGCACUCUCUCCCAUUCUCCCUCCCCGUCCUUCCCUGCUUUCGCGGACGGCUUCCCGGCGCGCUUCCGAGUGGGAGUGCCGGGAGCGGAGCACCGCGAGCUGCUGCGCCUGCCGCGCGUGUUCAGCCUGCUGCACUUCUUCCUGGAGGUCAAGGGCAAGGACCCCCUCUACGACCCCCUCUCCGACUUCGUCAUCGUCCCCCGCCCCCUGGGGGCUGCAGAGGAGGAGCAGGGGGAGGGCGAGGGGAAGGGGAGGAAGAGGAGGAAGAUGGUGUGGGGUGGGAUUGAUGUAUGGGGAGAAGGGGGGGGGUUCGGAUGGGAGGGAAGUGGGGGGUCUCUGCGCUCACCACCACCCGCGUCACUUCCUCGUCGCGCACUGUCGCGGCGGCCCGGCAUGGAGGUGAAACGGUCGCAGCAGUGGAAGUACGUGCUACUGGCAGCGAUGGGGGGCGUGCUGGCGCUGCUGCGGCUGAUCAGUCCCGUGCAGGCCAGCUGCCUCGUCAUGCUCGCCUAUAUCCUCUCGCGCCGCCACUCCAACGAGAUCCAGCGCCAGUGGGAACGCGCGCAGGCCGCCAAGGAGGCGCAGCGGAGGGCGGAAGAGGAGGCCCUGGCUGCGCUUCCUGCGCGGAAGCGGAAGGCGAUUCAGCGCGCGCGGGCGAAAGAAGCGGCGAGCGCGGAACAGGCGGGGCAAGACGCAACGGAGGACAGCGACGAGGGUAGCGACCAAUAG
This is a messenger RNA of Closterium sp. Naga37s-1, 2037 nucleotides long. NCBI's taxonomy places the organism in Eukaryota, Viridiplantae, Streptophyta, Zygnematophyceae, Desmidiales, Closteriaceae. The record is from the annotation of a GenBank genome assembly.